AUGAAACUUCUGACGACAUCAUCACUUCUGAUCUUCUUGACAGCCUGCAGCAUCUCGGUGGAUGCCUUUUCUCCUCAGACACAUCACUUCAAAACUCGAACAGCUUCUUCAUCCUCCCGGCUCCAUGCUGUUCCCCCACCCCCACCACCAGAGAGCGCCUACACGGAAUUGCUGGUCCGUUUGGAAAAGGCGGGUGCCGUGAUGCGAGCUGCCAUCAAUGAACGAUUGGGUCCCCAGCAACUUUUGCUAGAUACAAUGUCAAAGAACAAAAACAAAGCGAGCACUGACGAACAGAAGACCACUCCAGCAGCACCAACGUUGAGUAAGGAAACCGUGUUGAAGGAUGAACAGCAAGCUGUCAAAAAGGUUCAGGAGGCAGUGAUAGAAAUCGAAGGAAAAGAACAGAAAAUUGAAGGCGCAGUCAGUCCUCAGGAAAAGCCAAAGGUCGAAAAGGCAGUGGAAGAACUAGAAGUGGCGAUUAAGGAUAUGGCAAAGGCAGUGGAUAGUGAUUCCGAGAAAUUGUUGGAUCGGGCAGAGAAAGAAUUGGAAAAGGGAAUUGCUGAUUUCGAAGCGGCAACCUCGACAGUGGUGGAUUCCAAUAAAGUUGCAGAGAAAGUAGCAGAAGCGACGCCACCAGCUCCAUCGCCUGCUCCAGAACCUGCCACUGUCUCUACUCCUCUGGCCACACCACCACCGGUAGCUCCAGUGCCAGUUCCAGCUACUCCAGCGCCAGUGCCGGCGCCCAUCCCACCCGCAACGGAGGCACCCAAACCAGUACCGGCUGUAACAGAGUUACCCAAGCCAGUACCUGUUCCAGUUCCAGCCCCAACUCCUGCUCCAGUUCCAGCUACUCCAGCCACUCCAGCACCAGUUCCGGUCCCUGAAACAACAGCAACUCCGCCACCAGCUUCAGCAACACCUACAGCACCCCCAGCUACUCCUCCACCCGCUCCAGCCGCUAGCACCGCUACCCCGAUAGAAGUCCCAGUGCCCGUGACACCUCCUGUCACACCGGCACCAGCUACUCCAGCACCUGCUGCUGCAACUAUUACAACCACAGCACCUACUGCUCCCUCGACAUAG
Messenger RNA from Cylindrotheca closterium, 1083 nucleotides. The record is from the annotation of a GenBank genome assembly. Lineage: Eukaryota; Bacillariophyta; Bacillariophyceae; Bacillariales; Bacillariaceae.